AUGGGAUACAGAGUACUUGUAACUGGCACGCCUGGGGUGGGAAAGACCACUCUUUGCAGGCACCUGAAAGAAGUACUCGGGUGCAAGCACCUGGAGAUCAGCAGCAUAAUCGAAAAAAAGAAGCUUUUCACCAGAAAGUGUCCCGUCUACGAUACGCUGGAGUACGACUCCUGCGCGGUCGAGGAGUACCUCCGGAAAAAGAUGAAGGAAAAGGGCAGCUACAUCGUGGAUACGCACGAUCCCGAGUGUGUAUCCUUCGUGAAGUUUGACGUAAUCGUGGUUCUAUCAGCAGAUCCCGGGGUUCUGUACGAGAGGUACAGGAAGAGAGGGUAUAACGACACAAAAACAGACGAGAACCUGCAGGUGGAGAUAAUGGAGGUCGUAUACAACGAUGUGAUAGAGUGCGUCUGCGAGGACGAGGAGGAAGUAUCCAGGAUCAUACGCGUGGAGACGGCCUCAAAGGAGAAGACAAAAACUCUCGAGGAGAUUCUAAAGGAGAUAUCCGAGAGUCCAGAGUGGAGCCAAAUAGUCCGAAGCACCCCAGAAUAA
Molecule: messenger RNA, 549 nt
Organism: Nematocida major
Lineage: Eukaryota; Fungi; Microsporidia
Product: adenylate kinase
Exons: 1
Coding region: 1-549 (182 amino acids)
Molecular function (GO): AMP kinase activity; ATP binding; ATP hydrolysis activity
Source: RefSeq, a predicted model, not a curated record